AUGUCUACAGAAACCAUUCUCAUUCUCGGCGGCUCUUUCGCGGGCAUGAGCGCCGCCCAUUACGCUUUGAUGCACAUCAUUCCGCAACUUCCGAAGAAGGAUGGCAUUACCUACAAUGUCACAGUCGUCAACCCCUCAAAGGAUUUCUACUGGAGAAUCGCCGGCCCGAGGGUGAUUGCUUCGAAGGAGCUGAUGCCCUACAACAAGUUGUUUUACCCCAUUGAGCCGGCAUUCGCGUAUGCAAAGGACAAGUUCACCUUUGUGCAGGGCAAAGCAACUCACGUCGAUUCUGCCGGGCAGACGGUGUCUGUUGAGUCAGUCAGUGGCGAGCAGAAGAACAUUCCGUAUGCCGCGUUGGUUAUCGCAACGGGAUUCUCGACGCCCACUCCGCUUUUCACGCAGACGACGGAUCGAGCGGCCUUGGAGGCGACAUAUGAUGCCUUCCACACCCAACUCAAGCAUGCGAAGACCGUGGUUAUUGGCGGUGCGGGUCCGGUAGGUGUCGAGGCAGCAGGCGAGAUUUCAGAAUUUUUGAACGGAAAGCCAGGAUUCAUGGCAUCCGCGCCCAAGAACCCAAAAGCAAAGGUAACGGUCAUCAGUGCAGAAAAGAAGAUGCUGCCCGUCCUGCGCGAAUCCAUCUCCAAGCAGGCCGAAAAAUUUCUCAAGCGUGUCGGCGCAGACGUAGUCUACAACACCAAGGUUGUAUCCGCCACGAAAGCCAGCGAAGCCGAAGAUGCAAAGACGACGGUCCAGCUUUCGGACGGCAAGACCAUCGAGGCGGACAUCUACAUCGAUGCUACGGGUACCCGCCCCAACACCAACUUCCUCCCCAAGGAGUGGCUCGACAACCGGAACCGCGUCUCCUGCAAUGCUAAGACGCUCCGCGUCGAAGCUGCUGGACCUCGCGUCUACGUCGUGGGGGACUGCGGUUCUUACACUCGUGGAGGAGUCAUGGACCAGUACGACGCAAUUCCUGUUGCUAUGACCAACCUGCGCACCGAUCUCGUUGCCCAUCUUUCUGGCCAGACGCCUGGUCCUGACAGGCACUACGAGGCCAACCUGAAGGAGCAGCAGCUUGUGCCAAUUGGCUCGUCAAAGGGCGUUGGUGCUGCCAACGGCAUGGCACUGCCGAGCGUGAUGGUAUGGGGUAUCAAGGGAAGGGACUACUUGAUUGGUAUGUUGGUCGAGGGCCAUAUGAAUGGGAAGACGUACGAGAAGGAGGGCAAGUGGAAGCCGCAGCCCGUUGUUGCGGCUGGACAGUUGGGUACGAGCCGGGGCUAG
Didymosphaeria variabile is the source of this 1281-nucleotide messenger RNA. RefSeq lists its product as uncharacterized. Gene Ontology annotation, molecular function: electron-transferring-flavoprotein dehydrogenase activity; flavin adenine dinucleotide binding. Gene Ontology annotation, cellular component: cytoplasm. The coding region runs from base 1 to 1281 and encodes 426 amino acids. The transcript has a single exon. NCBI's taxonomy places the organism in Eukaryota, Fungi, Ascomycota, Dothideomycetes, Pleosporales, Didymosphaeriaceae. The record is from RefSeq and is a predicted model, not a curated record.